AUGCGGCCAAAACAAUUAAACAUGGCUGUCGUUGGUUUCCGACGGUGGGCCCAAGCCCUUUCGAAGGGGCGAGGGUCCGAAAUUUCGGCUCUUCUUUCCGGAUCUAGGGCUGCAUCUGGUGCUUCAAAAGCUGAUCUACCAGGCGCAUACCCUAAAACUCCAGAGGAAAGAGCAGCUGCUGCUAAGAAGUACAACAUGAGGGUUGAGGACUAUGAGCCCUAUCCAGACAAUGGAGAGGGCUUUGGUGAUUAUCCUAAACUUCCAGAUAGAUCUCAGCAUGAGAGAGAUCCCUGGUAUCAGUGGGACCACCCUGAUCUGAGGAGGAAUUUUGGGGAGCCGCUACACUGGGAUUUCGACAUGUACAUCAGGAACCGUGUGGAUACAUCUCCCAGCCCUGUGCCCUGGGACAGAAUGUGCAAGCAGCUGUUUGGUUUCAUCGGGUUCAUGCUGUUCAUGUUCUACAUCGGGGAGAAGUUUCCAUACUACCGCCCUGUUGCACCGAAACAAUAUCCGUACAACAACCUGUAUCUGGAAAAGGGUGGAGAUCCUGAAAAACAGCCCGAAGAAGUCAAGAAUUAUGAAAUCUGA
This is a messenger RNA of Nerophis lumbriciformis (worm pipefish), 588 nucleotides long. The record is from RefSeq and is a predicted model, not a curated record. Lineage: Eukaryota; Metazoa; Chordata; Actinopteri; Syngnathiformes; Syngnathidae.